AAAAUUUCCUUUAAAUAUCCGAAAGUCUCUCACUUUUGUCAUUCGCUUCUUCUUCUUCUUCUUCUUCUUCUUGUUGUGGGUCAGCUUUUGGUUUCAACUUUCAAGCAGUUUUCUGAUAAAGAUGGUGGAAGAGAAGGCUUGGAUUGCAAAAGAUGUUACUGAAUUGGUUGGCAACACUCCAUUGGUGUAUCUCAACCAUGUCGUAGAUGGCUGUGUGGCACGGGUUGCUGCUAAGCUGGAGAUGAUGGAGCCUUGCUCUAGCGUCAAGGAUAGGAUUGGAUACAGUAUGAUUACAGAUGCUGAGGAGAAGGGUCUUAUUAAGGCUGGUGAGAGUGUCCUGGUCGAGCCUACUAGUGGCAAUACUGGCAUAGGAUUGGCGUUUAUGGCAGCUGCUAAGGGUUACAAACUAAUAAUCACCAUGCCUGCUUCAAUGAGUCUUGAAAGACGAACCAUUCUUCGUGGAUUUGGAGCUGAGCUUGUUCUCACAGAUCCCGCCAAAGGCAUGAAGGGGGCUGUUCAGAAGGCACAAGAGAUAGUGGACAAGACACCCAAUGCUUAUAUGCUUCAGCAAUUUGAGAACCCUGCAAACCCAAAGGUACAUUAUGAAACUACUGGACCAGAGAUCUGGAGAGGCUCUGCUGGUAAAGUCGACGCCUUUGUUUCUGGGAUAGGGACUGGAGGUACAAUAACAGGUGCUGGGAAGUACCUCAAAGAGCAAAAUCCUGAUGUUAAGCUCUACGGUGUAGAACCAGUUGAAAGUGCUGUCUUGUCUGGAGGGCGACCUGGCCCUCACAAGAUUCAAGGAAUUGGUGCUGGCUUCAUCCCUGGAGUUUUAGAUGUCAACCUAAUUGAUGAAGUUAUCCAAAUAUCAAGUGAAGAAGCAAUUGAAACAGCCAAGCGUCUAGCAUUGAAGGAAGGUUUGUUGGUAGGGAUAUCAUCUGGUGCUGCAGCUGCAGCUGCUAUUGAGAUUGCAAGGAGGCCAGCAAAUGCUGGAAAGCUCAUUGUUGUGGUCUUCCCCAGCUUUGGAGAGCGUUACCUCUCCUCUGUAUUGUUUGAAUCCGUGAAGCGGGAGGCAGAGAACAUGGUUUUUGAGCCCUGAGAUGGUAGUUUCAAAAGGGAUUACAAGAGUCCAUGAUGUGAAGCUGGAAGCCAAAAACAUGAGCAUCCAAAUCGCAGUGCUUUUAGUUUUGAGUGUGUUUGCUUAUCGACACUGGUCUCAAUAAGUACUAUGAAUAAUGUAUGUGAAUUUCAAAAAAGUUUGAAUGUUCACUAGAUCAGGUUAUUACAUUAUUGUAAGAAUCCAAAUUCGUAUGAGGUGUUUGAAACAAAAUAGGUCAUGCUAUUUGUAGCAAAAAAAUCCCCACUCAAAUAGCUGCACCCUUGAAAAUUAUAGAAUUUCACGUAAUUGCUCAC
This is a messenger RNA of Rosa chinensis, 1413 nucleotides long. Its product is annotated as cysteine synthase. Gene Ontology annotation, cellular component: cytoplasm. Bases 122 to 1099 code for a protein of 325 amino acids. NCBI's taxonomy places the organism in Eukaryota, Viridiplantae, Streptophyta, Magnoliopsida, Rosales, Rosaceae. The transcript has 11 exons. The record is from RefSeq and is a predicted model, not a curated record. Gene Ontology annotation, molecular function: cysteine synthase activity.